This is a messenger RNA of Penaeus monodon (black tiger shrimp), 1692 nucleotides long. Its product is annotated as dynein intermediate chain 2, ciliary-like. Gene Ontology annotation, biological process: outer dynein arm assembly; cilium movement. Bases 257 to 1489 code for a protein of 410 amino acids. The transcript has 9 exons. Gene Ontology annotation, cellular component: outer dynein arm. Gene Ontology annotation, molecular function: dynein light chain binding; dynein heavy chain binding. The record is from RefSeq and is a predicted model, not a curated record. NCBI's taxonomy places the organism in Eukaryota, Metazoa, Arthropoda, Malacostraca, Decapoda, Penaeidae.
CCGGGCAACACCUAUUCUGACACCGCUAGCUUCUGGAAGAUCUACGAUGCCUAUGAAAAGGACUACACGUUGGUCCUCGCGAAACAAAAGGAGGUCGGGAGGAAGGGGAAAGGGGAAGAAAAGCAAAAAGAAAUAUCGAUUAAUCCAAAGACUACGAGUCGGCUCACCAAUCCUAUCGCCAUUCCCCCGCCCCCACCACCCACAAACCGCACCCUGGGCGGAGUGGAGUUAGAUCUUGACCCCAAACACUAUCAAGAUGGUAGAAAGGAUCAUAAACCAAAAUACUCAUGACGAAAUUAAUCAAGAUUUCCGAUAUUGGGAAGACGCAAGCGAUGAGUACCGUCAGCUGGAAGGGUCUCUUUUGCCACUGUGGAAGUUCCACUGUAAUAAAUCCCGGUCUCAAGUGGUCUCGUCCCUUUCCUGGAGUCCCUGCCACCAUGAUCUCUUUGUGGCCUCUUAUACACCAGAUAAGCUCUGUGCUUUAGAGAAUGAAGGGAGAAUCUGCCUGUUCACCCUGAAGAACCCUGGCAUUCCCGAGAGAAUGCUGGUUACUCCUCAAGGCGUCACGUCAGUCCAGUUCCACCCUUCUCGUGAGAGCGUGGUAGUUGCGGGUCACAGCGAUGGGACGGUGACGGUGUACGACGCCGCCGCGCCUCCCGGGCGGCUCUCCUCCUCCACGACCUCCGGCAAGCACCUCCUCGCUGUUAUGCAGGUCUGCUGCCUGGACACCGAACCAGGGCAGAGCCCAAGUUUCUACUCAGUGUCUCAAGAUGGUCGAGUGUCCCAAUGGUUUGUUCACUCAUCGUGGCUUAAAUGCUCAGACAUUCUGGAUUUCCACACGACCAAGAGGCCCACCAGAAAAGCUUCCUCGAGCAAAGUCAAUCUUGAAGGUACCGCUACUUGUAUAGCGGUUAGUCCAGAGAGGGACGACAUACUACUUCUGGGUGUAGAUACAGGGGCGUUAUUCCAAGUAUGUACAUCCAGAACUAAGCACUCUAUCAUUCGCUAUCCCGCUCAUCUUGGGCCCGUAACCGCCAUCACAUGGAACAACAUUCAUAAAAAAGUUUUCGCCAGCUCUUCUUUAGACUGGAAUGUCAAAAUGUGGCUGCAGUAUCACCUGUCACCUAUUGUAACGUUAGACCUGGGAGGACCUGUUGUGGGGCUGGCAUGGUCCCCUUCCAGUAGCACAGUGAUAGUGGCUGUUACCGAGGAAGGACGGAUCUAUGUAUACGAUCUCUUCCUUCGUAAGUGUCAGCCUUUGUGCGUUCAAAACCUGGUCCAGAGACGUCGUUUCAGCUUAGCCUCCGUGGCCUUCAGUCCUUACCAGCCCGUUAUACUGGUGGGCGGAGAGAAGGGUUACCUCGUGGCAUUCAAGCUCUCGCCCAACCUCAGGAAGCCACAUAAAGAUGCAAAAGGUGCGGAUGAGAACAGGAAAAGGGAAAUAGAAUUGUGCAAGAUGGAGAGGAUCAUCGCCCUAAGCAGGGGUUGAGGACACACCUUAUCUCGCCUCUUAUCAUAACCUACUUGUUGCAUCCAUCACGGUCAUUCAUCAUUAUUGUUUUCCUAUAAAUAUUCUUAUAGGUAUUUUUAUAUCAUUGUUUAUGUUUCAGAUAUAUUUGUCGCUUCCUAAGCUGAUGAGCAUUAGAAUGGUCUAAAUAUUAUGAAGUAUUCCUGAAUAUAAGUACUGACCUC